AUGCCAGUUAAUGAUGCCAUUAAUCUAGCUAAUCUGGAAAUCCUGUGACUUGAAAGAAAUAGGCUGACACUGUUAUCCCGAGAAAUAUCCUUGCUUCAUAAACUGACAGUACUGAAGGUCAGUCACAACCAGUUACCGUGUCUCCCUAAAGAAUUGUCAAAGCUUGUAAAUGGUGAGGAACCCUUUCUCAAUCACAAAAAUAUUUAUGAAGUUCCUUUUGCAUUGAAAAAACUUGAAACUUUAGAGUUUGCAAAGAACAAGUUAAAAACUUUGCCAGAUACCAUAGCUGACAUGAAAAAACUGAAGGUACUCAACAUUGCUUCCAGUCAAAUCUCAGUAUUCCCAAGGGUUCUCUGCUACUUUCCUAAUCUCAGCAUAUGUGAGAACUUAAUUCAGAGUUUACCAAAGGAUAUUAAAAGAUUUUCUGGAAAGGCAUACAUGCCUGUUGAAUUAAAAAAUUGUACACGAAUAACGGAAGCUGACCUCAGGGACAACAAGCUCUCUCCAUUUCCAAAUGUGUUGUGUGCGCUAUUUGAUCUUAAACCCUUAAAUCUUAUUUACUUGGGUGUAAGUGAGAAUGAAAUCAAUAGCAUGCCAGCAGUGGUGUCCGAGCUGAAGGCUCCCCAGGUGCUGCUCUUACACCGUCGUAAGUUUGAGUCAUUUCCUGAAGAACUAUUGUCUUCAAAGUCUUUAAAAGCACUCGACAUUUCAAAUAAUCAGAUAAAGAGCAUUCCUUUACAGAUUAGCAAUCUGGAAGUGAUCAAAGACCUAAAUUUAACUAAAAUGCCAGAGGAGCUAUCUGAGCUGGUUUGCUUCAGGGCACGGGACAUAUCUCACAGUGCCUUAAAGGAGAUUCCAGACAGCGUGGUGGAACUGGAGUAUUUGGUCUGUUUAAUUGCAAAUAAUAAUUAUAUCAGCCAGCUCUCCAAAUCUAUUACGUCACUAAGGAAUCUACAGCGGCUUGACCUGAGUGGCAAGUAUCAGGCAUCCAAUCCAUUAGUAAAAUGCCACCAUCGGGCACACAAUGGCCUGACGCGCACAGAGCAUCGAUCACCUCGGCAUGUGCGGGGCCGGCUCCCGGUGUUUACAAGACCGACUGUGUGUCUGUGUGCGCAGCCGUCCGAGCAGCGCUGCGGGUGUGAUGCAUCCCGCACCAGGGGAGUCCCUCGGUGGGGAUUACCACAG
Phaethon lepturus (White-tailed tropicbird) is the source of this 1185-nucleotide messenger RNA. RefSeq names its product leucine-rich repeat and death domain-containing protein 1-like. Gene Ontology annotation, molecular function: protein binding. Lineage: Eukaryota; Metazoa; Chordata; Aves; Phaethontiformes; Phaethontidae. The record is from RefSeq and is a predicted model, not a curated record.